Neogale vison (American mink) is the source of this 1044-nucleotide messenger RNA. Its product is annotated as trace amine-associated receptor 4. The transcript has a single exon. The record is from RefSeq and is a predicted model, not a curated record. Gene Ontology annotation, cellular component: membrane. The coding region runs from base 1 to 1044 and encodes 347 amino acids. Gene Ontology annotation, biological process: behavioral fear response; chemosensory behavior; G protein-coupled receptor signaling pathway. Gene Ontology annotation, molecular function: 2-phenylethylamine receptor activity; trace-amine receptor activity. Lineage: Eukaryota; Metazoa; Chordata; Mammalia; Carnivora; Mustelidae.
AUGGAUUCACCUGAUCUUUGGCACCCUCCAGAAGAACAAUUUUGCUUUGCUUUGGUCAACAACUCGUGCCCUAGAAAUGGGAGGUCUGUGUUGAGUGCGUGUACCAUGUACAUUGUCAUGAUUGGUGCUAUAGUGAUGACCAUGAUGGGCAACCUGGUUGUGAUCAUUUCCAUCGCCCACUUCAAGCAGCUCCAAUCCCCAACCAACUUCCUGAUCCUCUCCAUGGCCACCACGGACUUUUUGUUGAGCUGUGUGGUCAUGCCUUUCAGUAUGGUCAGGUCCAUCGAGUCCUGCUGGUAUUUUGGAGACCUCUUUUGCAAAGUCCACAGCUGCUGUGACAUCAUGCUCUGUACCACGUCUAUUUUUCACCUCUGCUUCAUCUCUGUGGACCGCUACUAUGCUGUCUGUGAUCCUUUGCAUUAUGUCACCAAAAUCACCAUCCCUGUAAUAGAGGUCUUUCUGUUCAUCAGUUGGUCCAUCCCCAUCUUUUUUGCCUUUGGCCUGGUAUUCUCAGAGUUCAACAUAAUUGGUGCAGAAGACUUUGUUGCAGCCAUUGACUGUACAGGUUUGUGUGUAUUGAUAUUUAACAAGCUCUGGGGGGUGCUGGCCUCCUUUAUAGCCUUUUUUCUCCCUGGGAUUGUAAUGGUGGGGAUUUACGUACACAUUUUCACAGUAGCUAGGAAGCAUGCUAGGCAAAUUGGCACGGGUCCUACCAGGAAACAGGCAGGGUCAGAAAGCAAAAUGAAAGUAUCAUCCAAAAAGGAAAGCAAGGCCACCAAGACUUUAAGCAUAGUCAUGGGAGUGUUUGUGCUGUGCUGGCUGCCCUUUUUUGUCUUGACGAUCACAGACCCUUUCAUUAAUUUUACAACUCCUGAAGAUUUAUACAAUGCCUUCCUCUGGUUGGGUUAUUUCAAUUCCACUUUCAAUCCCAUUAUAUACGGUAUGUUUUAUCCCUGGUUUCGCAAGGCUUUGAGGAUGAUUGUCACGGGAACCAUCUUCCAGCCUGACUCUUCUUCCCUAAACCUAUUUCCUACAGAUGCUUAG